Messenger RNA from Helianthus annuus (common sunflower), 507 nucleotides. RefSeq lists its product as uncharacterized. NCBI's taxonomy places the organism in Eukaryota, Viridiplantae, Streptophyta, Magnoliopsida, Asterales, Asteraceae. The transcript has 2 exons. The record is from RefSeq and is a predicted model, not a curated record. Bases 1 to 507 code for a protein of 168 amino acids.
AUGGAGAAUAGCACGUUUGGGGUGUGGAAUGAUAUUCGUCAAGUUCAAGAUCAGGUUGAUUGGGAUCGUAUAGUGUGGUUUCUUCAGGCUAUCCCUCGGCAUUCUUUUCUUAUGUGGCUCAUAGUUUGCAAGAAACUCAAAACCCAGGAUAUCAUGUGCAAAUGGCGUGCGUCGGGGCCGGACUCUCACGAUCACCUCUUUUUUGAGUGCGAUUUUGCAUCUCAAGUCUGGUAUGGGGUUCGUGAGAAGGCGGGUAUGCAAAUAAUAGGGAAGAGGUGGGACGGGAUUAUGGAUUAUCUAAUUCAACAUGCGGAUUCAAAACGUGCCACUCACAUCAUUGGUAAAUUAGUGGUGGCGGCGUCGGCUUACUUUAUUUGGCAAGAACGUAAUAACAGAUUGUUCUCGUCUAAUAAAAGGAACGUGGCUCAAGUUAUCGAGGUGGUUCUUAUGAUUGUUAGAAUGAAAUUACAUACAAUGAAGUUUCGAAGAACAAGUAACAUGAAUUAA